ACUACUUUUUUUUGUAGCAGUAAUAGUAUUAUCCUAAUUACCUUUUAGCUCAAAAUUAACUAACUAUACAUUUAUAUAUGCACGUAGUUGUUCAUCAAAUCACGACACCGGAGGAGGAGGAUAAUGAAACUAAUCACCGCCGCCGUUAUAGUUAUAGUUACAGCUAUUGUUGUGCAUUCGCCGGAAGUAAAAGGUCAAGUAAUCGGAGACGAGUUCGCUGGUCAGAUCAACGAUACCGCGUUUUUACCGUUUGUAACUCAGACUGUAUAUGCAAGUCUCUCUAAUCUCACUUCCACUAUUUUAAAUAGUGAUAUUGGUAAUCGAUCUUCAUUCUGUGUUAAAAACCGGGAAGUUGAGUGGGAUCGAGCAUUUAAUUUUUCUUCUAAUUUGGAUUUCUUGAGUGCUUGCAUUACCAAAACUAACGGAGAUGUUACACGACGUGUGUGUAAUUCAGCAGAGUUAAAAUUCUACUUUGGGGGUUUCUUUUCGGGUGCUACCUAUUUGAAGCCCAACAGGAACUGUAACUUAACAUCCCGGGUUUCUGGUUGUGAGCCAGGAUGGGCUUGUGCCACUUCACGGACCGACAAUGUUGACAUGAGAGAUUCUAAGCAUAUACCAGCUCGAACUGAAGACUGUCAACCUUGUUGCGAGGGUUUCUUCUGCCCCAGCGGUCUUACUUGCAUGAUCCCCUGCCCUUUGGGUUCACACUGCCCAACUGCAACCCUUGAUAGAGCUAGUGGCAUAUGCAAACCAUAUUCUUAUCAAUUGCCAGCUGCAAUGCCUAAUCAUACUUGUGGUGGAGCAAACAUUUGGGCAGAUGUUCGAACUAGUGGGGAGCUUUUCUGUUCACCGGGGUCAUAUUGUCCAACAAGUACACAGCAAAUACCUUGCAGCGAAGGGAACUACUGUCAACAAGGAUCUACAUCUGAGAAAUCAUGCUUCAAGCUGACCUCAUGUGAACGCAACAGUUCGACUCAAAAUAUACAUGCGUACGGGGCAAUGCUUAUAGCUGCCAUAAUUACCAUUCUUCUCAUCAUAUACAACUGCUCUGAUCAAAUAAUUACAACUCGAGAAAGAAGACAUGCUAAAUCUAGGGAAGCAGCUGCAAGACGUGCAAAAGAGAAAGUGAAGGCACAUGAAAGGUGGAAAAUGGCAAGAGAAGCUGCUAAAAGACACGCAGCUCAAAUAUCUCGUACAUUUUCUCGUAAAAAGGCCGCCCCACAAACUGAGGAACUCUCGAUGUUACAUACGGAUAAUGGUCAAAUUACUUCAGAUAUGUCACUUCCAUCAUACCAGGAAAACAGAUUGGAGCUAAGAAGUCAAACAUUUAAGGGUAUAGAUGAAGAUCUUUAUAAUUAUGAUCUUAGCAUGGAGAAAAAAGAUGCAAAGAAUCAUAAGAAGAAAAUGCAUAAGGAAAAGGAGAAGGAAAUUCAUACUCAUAGCCAGAUAUUUAACUAUGCGUAUGGUCAAAUCGAGAAAGAAAAAGCCAUGCAACAGAAUCAAAACCUUACCUUCUCUGGAGUAAUCUCAAUGGCAGUAAAUACUGAAAAGAGAAAAAGACCCAAAAUUGAGAUUUCUUUUCGAGAUCUAACUCUUACUUUAAAAGGAAAAGGCAAACAUCUAUUGAGGUGUGUUACUGGAAAAAUCAUGCCGGGGCGCAUAACAGCUGUCAUGGGUCCAUCUGGGGCUGGUAAAACAACAUUUCUUUCUGCACUUGCUGGAAAAGCACAUGGGUGUAGGAUUACUGGUUCGAUUUUUGUAAAUGGGAAAUCCGACUCAAUACAUUCAUAUAAAAAGAUCAUCGGUUUUGUGCCACAAGAUGAUAUCGUCCAUGGUAAUCUGACUGUAGAGGAGAAUCUCUGGUUCAGUGCAAAGUGCAGGCUACCAGCAAAUAUGCUUAAACAAGACAGGGUUCUAGUUGUUGAGAGGGUUAUAGAGUCACUGGGUUUGCAAGCAGUGAGAAAUUCAUUAGUUGGAACUGUAGAAAAGCGCGGAAUAUCAGGAGGUCAAAGAAAACGAGUAAAUGUUGGCCUGGAAAUGGUAAUGGAACCAUCGCUAUUGAUCUUAGACGAACCAACUUCUGGUCUAGAUAGUUCAUCUUCUCAGCUACUUCUUAGAGCCCUUCGACGCGAGACUCUUGAAGGGGUGAAUGUUAGCAUGGUUGUUCACCAACCAAGCUACUCUUUGUUUCAGAUGUUCGAUGAUUUAAUAAUUUUAGCAAAAGGCGGACUUACCGUUUAUCAUGGAUCUGUAAGGAAAGUUGAAGAAUACUUUUCUGGGCUUGGAAUCAAUGUUCCAGAGCGUGUUAAUCCUCCAGAUUAUUUUAUAGAUGUUUUGGAAGGGAUGGUUAAGCCAAACACAAGUUCGGGUGUAAAUUAUGAACAACUUCCCGUUAGAUGGAUGCUUCAUAAGGGUUAUACCGUGCCCCCUGAUAUGCGUAGGAAUGCAUCUGCGGCUGGGCUUACAAAUUUCCCAGAAGGUCAGAUUUCAGGUAAUGACCUACAUGCCCAUGAGGGUGCGGCAGAGGAACAUUCAUUUGCUGGUGAAAUAUGGCAGGAUGUAAGAUCAAAUGUGGAAGUAAGAAGAGAUAUUAUCUGUCAUAAUUUCCUGCGAACAAAGGACUUGUCCAACCGCCAGACUCCUGGAAUUCUUCUGCAAUACCGAUAUUUUCUUGGAAGGCUUGCUAAGCAGCGUUUACGAGAAUCUAAGCUACAGUUAGUGGAUUAUCUCAUUUUAUUACUUGCCGGGGCAUGCUUGGGAUCCAUUAUUAAAUCAAGUGAAGAGACGUUUGGGGCACCUGGAUACACCUAUUCCAUUAUCGCAGUAUCUUUGUUAUGCAAAGUUGCGGCAUUGAGAACAUUUUCAUUGGAUAAAUUACAAUAUUGGAGAGAACGUGCCUCUGGCAUUAGCAGCCUAGCUCAUUUCCUAGCCAAAGAUACCGUUGACCAUUUCAGUACAGUGAUAAAGCCAGCAGUUUAUCUCUCCAUGUUCUACUUCUUCAGCUAUCCCAGAUCUUCUUUUGCAGAAAAUUACACUGUUAUGCUCUGCCUUGUGUACUGUGUAACUGGCAUAGCUUACAUGUUAGCCAUAUUUCUUGAUCCUGGUCCAUCACAGCUGUUUGCGGUGCUCCUUCCUGUAGUUUUGACUCUUAUUUCGACACAGACACAAAAUAGUGAGUUUCUGAGGAAUCUUUCAAAGUUGUGCUAUCCUAAGUGGGCACUGGAAGCGUUUGUAAUAGCAAAUGCAAACAGGUAUUCGGGAGUCUGGCUGAUAACUCGUUGUGGUGCACUUUUAAGAUUUGGGUACAAUGUACAUGAUUGGGGUCUUUGUAUAUUCGUCCUCAUGAUGAUUGGUAUAGUUUGCCGCAUUUUUGCCUUUUUUGGCAUGCACAUUGUCCAUAAGAGGUGACUUAACGCUUAGGCUAUGAAACUCACAACAUAUAGUUAUUUACCGGUAUAAAUAGAGGUAUGAAUGUUGUAUCAACUAAGCAUAGUUAGUUAGCUUUUAUACUAUAACCUUUAGAAAAAAGUAAAAUUAAAUAUUUAAAUGUAAAUGUAAUACUUAUGCCGUCUUUCACGGAUUUUGAGUCCCAUUACCUCAACAGUAUAUUCAA
Molecule: messenger RNA, 3613 nt
Organism: Erigeron canadensis
Lineage: Eukaryota; Viridiplantae; Streptophyta; Magnoliopsida; Asterales; Asteraceae
Product: ABC transporter G family member 24
Exons: 14
Coding region: 124-3408 (1094 amino acids)
Molecular function (GO): ABC-type transporter activity; ATP binding; ATP hydrolysis activity
Source: RefSeq, a predicted model, not a curated record